AUGGCACCAGUAUCAAGAAAUGAACCAAGCAAGAAAGGCAAAAAGCAAUUGAAGCUUUUUGCCUUUGAAAUGGGAUGUUCCGGACUUCAAGCGCCUGGGUUGUGGAAACAUCCUAAUGAUAACUCAAGUAAUUUCAAUACUAUAGAGUACUGGACUUCAUUAUCGAAACUUCUUGAACGCGGUAAAUUCAAUGGCCUAUUCAUUGCUGAUGUUUUGGGGCCUUAUGAUGUUUAUAAUGGGCCUCGCAAUUUUGAUGCAGCGGCAAUUUCCGGCGCCCAAUUGCCCACGAUUGAGCCAUCAACAGUUGUAUCGGCUAGUGCAGCAGUCACAAAUAAUUUGGCUUUUGGGGUUACUUUUAGCACCAUUAGUGAAUCACCUUUCCAUUUUGCUAGAAGACUAGCUAGUUUGGAUUUAUUGACAAAUGGAAGAAUUGGUUGGAAUGUCGUUAGUUCGUAUUUGGAUUCAGCAGCUAGAAAUUUGUUAAAUGGUGAAGAAUUGCCGCCACAUGCAGAGAGGUAUGAGCGGGCACAAGAGUAUAUCAAUGUUAUCUACAAGUUGUUUUUAAGUUCAUGGAGCGAUGAUGCAGUUGAAUUGAAAAAUGGAGUUUAUGCUAACCCCGAGAAGAUAAGAGAGAUCAACCAUAAAGGGAAAUGGUUUGAUGUUCCGGGCCCAUUUGUUUGCCUGCCUAAUGAAAAUCAGAGAUUGCCAGUUAUUAUUCAGGCUGGUACUUCGUCUGCUGGCAAGGACUUUGCUGCUCAGCACGCCGAAGUUGUGUUUAUCACAACUUUUUCACCAGAAGCCUUGGGGAAACAAAUUAGCGAUAUUAAGAAGAUUGCUAGAGAAAGAUAUGGCAGACCCCAAGGGUCAAUAAAAUUUUUGCAAUUGAUUACACCUAUAAUUGGUGAGACUCAAGAAGAGGCCGAUAGGAAAUAUCAGGAAUAUCAAAGCUAUGGCGACAUAGAAGGUGCUCAAGCGUUAUUUUCUGGUUGGACGGGUAUUGAUAUAAGCCAAUAUGAAUACGGAGAAGACAUAACAGCCGUUGGAACUAAUGCAGUCAAAUCAUUUUUAGAAUUGUGGAAUAAGAAAGCACCCGGUGAACCAGAACACGUUAAGAAAACAAGAGAACAUAUUGCUAAACAAAUCACCGUUGGUGGAUUAGGACCUGUUUUUGCAUCCACUGCCGCGGGCGUUGCUGAUGAAAUUGAACGAUGGGUUGAUAUAUCGGGAGUUGAUGGAUUUAACAUUACAUAUGCUGUACACCCACAAACAUUUGAGGACGUUGUUGAAUACCUUAUACCGGAAUUGCAAAAAAGAGGAUUGUUUUGGCAAGACUAUCCUGAGACUGAAGAUGGCAGACCAUUAACUUUUAGAGAACAAUUAUUUGGUAGUGAAUUUCAAGACACGAAUCGAGAUCCUCGAUUUGUGUUGGAAAGUCAUCCUGCUUAUGAUUUGAGAUGGAGAGCUGGAGAGUCGAAAGCCGAGUUUGAAAAACGGUUAGGAAAAAAUGGAAAAAAGAGGAAAUUGGAUACCGUUGACUAG
Molecule: messenger RNA, 1539 nt
Organism: Lodderomyces oxycetoniae
Lineage: Eukaryota; Fungi; Ascomycota; Pichiomycetes; Serinales; Debaryomycetaceae
Exons: 1
Coding region: 1-1539 (512 amino acids)
Molecular function (GO): oxidoreductase activity, acting on paired donors, with incorporation or reduction of molecular oxygen; monooxygenase activity
Source: RefSeq, a predicted model, not a curated record